Molecule: messenger RNA, 2182 nt
Organism: Cotesia congregata
Lineage: Eukaryota; Metazoa; Arthropoda; Insecta; Hymenoptera; Braconidae
Source: the annotation of a GenBank genome assembly
CUGUCCGAAUAUAAAACAGUAAAAUGCAAGCACAAGUGUGUGUUUAAAUUCCAAGAAUAAAUAGACAGUUGUGGCGUUGGUUAAUGUAUGUAUUAAAAUAUUUUCUCAAUUUAAAAACAAAAAAUAUUAAAAGUAAAAUAUAAAAAAAAAAAUAAUUUACCUGUAAUGUGUUCUCGAAAUAAUUAACAAGCUAAUUUUCAGGUACAUCCAUCAUUAAUUAGCACCAAGCACAAUUCCAUCCAAACACCUCAUCAGCGCCAUAACCUCAAACCCUAACCUCGUUCCUCAGUCAGAAUUUUUGUUUACAUAAAAUUUAGAACGAAUUGCUUAUCGUAGCUGGAUGAUAGAAUGGCUGCUAUGUGUUUAGAUAUGCGACGAGCACGUAAAAAUGACCUCCGGUCGCGGAACGCGAGCAGUCAUCCCUCCGGAUCUGGGCAUCACCCCUCAGAUUACGCUGAGGAGGAGAAGCAACGCCGAAGACACGAGUGGAUGCUCGAGCAAGAAAAGAAGCGCGAGCACGAACGUCGCAAGCAGAUUAUGAUCCAGCAGUACGAAGCGCGUCGGGCUCACGAGUUGGCUUUAAGGAACGCUCACAGAUCCUCGCACCGGGCUCGCACUAGAAGCCAAAGCCGAAGCCGUAGUUUCUCCAGCAGCAGAAGUCGCGAAAGAAAACGCACCCCCAGUCGCAGCAGAAGUCGCAAUAAAAGUACCCGGAAUCGCGACAGGAGCAGAAGUAGAAGCAGCAGAAGCAGGUCUUCCGAUCACUCACGCAAGCAGCGAGUUCGCUGUAAUGUUUCUAAAACUUUAGUUAUGGCCAAAAGCGCUCCAGUGUUUAAAGGACCAGAAAUAUCGCCGAUACCUUUAGCAGAUUUGAAGAAAAUAAAAAUUGACAUCCACCGGCAGAUCCCGACGACUGUACCACAACCUGAAAAACUUGAACGGGAUAUAUUAAAUCCCGAGGAUAUUGUAGUUGCACGCAAAGACGGUAAUUUUAUAUCAUCAAGUGUAUUAAUUAUAUUUCCUACAGAUUUUUUAUUGAGGUAAUGUUUGAAAUAUGUUUCAACACUGAAGAUUUUGAAAGUACUCUGGACGACAACUGGAAGAUUAAUAUGUUAAAGACUUUGAGAUUUUGUUAUUAAUGACUUUGAAUAAUACUAUUACUUUCUGAUGUAGGAUACGAAUUAUCCGAGAUCACAACUACUAGACCACUACGUGGCGUCGGAGUUUGAUCACACGAAUUAGUAACAGCAAUUUUUGUGAAGGAAUAAUUCCAAUAUUCGAUCGUCCAGAACUCAAGACCACUGGAAUAUCAACACCCGAAGUUAAAGAGCUCCGUACGAUAAUUUCGGUGCAAAAUGGCAAGAGACGCUCCUCUAGAAGACGCUCAUCCUCGUCAUCUUCAAGCCGACACCGCCGAUCACCGAGCUCUAAUCGCCGUUCGUCGAGCUCAAGCCCUAGGCACCGCCGAUCUCGAAGUCCUCGUCGGGAGUCUAGGUAUAAAAGCUCAAGGUACGAAAAAAAAUCUCGCCAUAAUUCGAAAUAUAGGGAACAUAGUCGAGAUCGUAAAAAUGAUGACAAGCCAAGAAGUCGAGACCGUCAUCGUUUAAGUGAAGCUGGUUCUCGAGACAACAGACGCCACGGAUCAUCGUCUAGAGGACAUGGUUCUCGUCAUCGUUCAACGUCCAGAGACAGAGAUAGGCGUCAUAGUUCACAUAGAAUCGCUCACAAUUAUGAUAGAUAUGAGUCUCAUAGUUCUAGACGUGUUCCUCCUUAUAUGAAACCGCUGCAAUUUCCUUAUUAUUUCGCCGAUUAUAUGAGACCGAUAGUGAUAGACCCGGUGAUGGCUAUGCGAGCUCCAAUGCCUUAUGUUCGAGGAAGAAUGCCACCGAUGAUGGGAAUGGGAGGCCCAAUUCGUCCGAAUUUUCCACGAUUCGGGCCACCUGAAAUGAUAAGACCUUAUGGUCCACCUGGCCCACCUCAUUCGCGACCUGGAAGACUUUGACUGUUGCUCAUUUAGAAUAAGCUUAUUAUAAUUAUGCGGCUAUGUAUCGAAUUAUGCCUUGCUUAGAUAAUUUUUUAUUACUAUGGUAAACUUUAUAAAUAUUAUGGAAUUUUUGUAAUAAGAAAUGUAAUUUUUUAAAAUCUUGUAUAAUUUUAAAUACAAUUCAUCAUCUUGAAACAA